Messenger RNA from Chelmon rostratus (copperband butterflyfish), 3122 nucleotides. Its product is annotated as soluble scavenger receptor cysteine-rich domain-containing protein SSC5D-like. Gene Ontology annotation, molecular function: histone deacetylase binding; histone binding. Lineage: Eukaryota; Metazoa; Chordata; Actinopteri; Chaetodontiformes; Chaetodontidae. Gene Ontology annotation, cellular component: nucleus. The record is from RefSeq and is a predicted model, not a curated record. The transcript has 17 exons. Bases 119 to 1702 code for a protein of 527 amino acids.
GAGUACAAUAGGAAGGCGCUCAGUUGCAGUGUAACGGCUCAAAUGAGUAUUUGACUUGACUGUGGCGUCGCCUGAACGUAGUUGAACACUUUAGCCUGAGUUUUUGUGGCGGUGAUCGAUGGAAAUGAGCCGCAGGCACGAAGUGUCCUGCGUGCUGUGUCAUCUGUCCGUGGAGACGAAGACGACCGGAGCGUUAUCGACUAAAGAUCAAGUGACGGCUCAUGAGAACUGUUUGUACUUCUCCUCGGGUAUUUAUUGCCGGCACUCUCCACAGUUUGACGAUCUGUUUGGUUUCUCUGUGGAGGAUGUGAUGGAAGAGGUGAAACGAGGGAGCAAGCUGAUGUGUCGCAAAUGUAAGAAAAAGGGCGCCACUGCUGGGUGUGAGGUCAAACGCUGCAAGAAGUCCUACCACUACCCGUGCGCUGUUCAAGACGGAGCUGAGACUGUUGAGAACACACAAACGGGAGUAUAUGGGCUGUUCUGCCGCGACCACAAUCAACAAACAAACGGAGGCAGCAAUCCUGUAAAUGGAUGCGGCCAUUCAUCAACGAAGCCCCAAACUUCCAGAGCUCCCAGUGAAGCCGGCCCGUCGAAGCCUGCCUCUUCAUCACAUAAGGGGAACAGAAACGGUGAUCCUACAGCAGCUGGCCCGUCUGCACACAGCAGUGACUCCAGCUUAUCCAGCAGCACGAAGCGCUCAUCCUGCAAGAGACGGUUCAGCUUCAGUGACAGACAGGACGAGAGCUCGUCUAAACGUCGAUCUGGACACUUGAAAAGGAUAAUAUCAGACAGUUCUUCAGAUUCAGAUAUGGAAAUAUUUGCCCCUUUAGAGUCUGAUUUAGAGGAAAGUGCAAACUCUCUUCCAGGGUCCCAAUUGAUCAGUCCCCCUGAGUCCACCUCAGGUCCCACUGUGUCCACCCCAGGUUUCACUGAGUCCACUUCUGGUCCCACUGUGUCCACCCCAGGUUUCACUGGGUCCGCCUCAGAGAAUCAGCGGGAGAAUGAGAGCAACGAUGGAAAUGAAGAUGAAGAUGAAGCAGAUGCUGAGUCACAGAGUCUGCUGCCUCCUGUGGAGAACAGCACGGACUUUCAGCCGCUGUCAGUGGCGAAUGUUGCACAGGCAACUCAGACGGGAUCGACUUUAUAUUCCAGUGUGAUUGUGGUGAAGGUGGAGGAGAUGGCAAAGAGAGACGGUGAAGGGUCCAGUCCUGAGCAGAGUCCCGUCCACAGUCCUGAUCAACACACCGCUGGGCCCUCUGUCCCACAGCAGAGCUCUGAAGGUCCCCCUGCCUCUCCUGACCCCACCACAACCCGCGCCGUCACCAGCUCGACCAGUUCCCCAGCUCCACCCGAUGAGACCAUCUGUGUAUCCCUCCUCUCCUCCCCUGCCUCUCCUGCAUCGCUCCCCUCAGAGCCGGAGCCCGUCAUCCACUCCACCAGCUUCUGGAAAAGCUGCAACGCAGCCGGAUGCACACAAGCCAUCUUCACUGAUUUCAUUAAUACGAUGAACAAUAUCUCAAGCAGGAUCAAGUCAGACCAGGCCAGCCAGGAGGAUUAUGAUCUUGCACUAACAGUGAUGGAGGCUUCUGGGAAACUGGCAGAGUUUGUGACCAAGCAGCAGGAAGAGUUACAAAGGAAACAAGAGGAGCUGCAAAAGGCAGCAGAGGCGAUGAAGGAGGUCGUCUCAGCACUGAGGAGAUGAGUCCAACAGGAGCUACUGUACAAAUCAAAUUGCUCUUUUUUAACAUUUUAUACAACCAGUAUAUUUCUAUAUUUUUUAUUGAUUAUGCCACAAUAUUUAAGGCAAUGGAAAGGGCUGGAUGUGGAAAUACAUUGAACUGAAAAAAGGUUCGGGAAAAUGGGUUUCAUUUCAAAACCAGCACAGAACAUGAAGAAUCUGACAGAGUAUUUGUCUUGAAAAUGUUCCACAUCCAACCCUAUGAAAUUAACCAUGUUUACCUGAAUCAUUUUAGAUGUGUAGGUAGUGUAUGCAUAAGAGUUUGUUCCUGUUUAUUGUGUUGGAAUGUGAAGUUGUAUCACUAACCUUGUCUUCAGGUUUUGUUUAUUUGUGAGUGGUCCUUGUUCCUGAAACUGCUUGUAUUUACAGUGACUCCUCUGCCUUUUAUCACUUGAAUUGUUGGCAGUUACUGCUCAAACUUACCUGAUGCCCCAUUUUGGGACUAAGUCUGAUUUACAGUAAACGUGUUAAAUCAAGACUUAAUAUCAAACUGGUAUAAAAAGUACAGAGCAGCUGAAAUACUGCUGCAGUUUACAGUUGGGUGUUUUUAAUGAAUUUUCAGGGCCUGGAGGAGUCCAGAAGAGUCUGUUGUUGCUGUGUGUUUAGUCUUCUUGUUCAUGAAUACAUUUCAUAAGUGUUACAGAGUUAACUGAUAAAUGUUUAUAUGAAGCCAAAAUGUUGUAAUGCUUGAAAUUUAAUUUGGGAAAAUGUAGUUCAGUAUUUUCCAAUUUUUAUGAAGAGUUUCAGAGAAACACUUCCAGACUGUUCGCUAUAGCUUGAUGAAUCACUAUAGCUAGCUAGCGAUAAUUAGCGCUAACGAUAACUAGCGCUAGCUAGCUAGCGAUAGGUAACUAGCAAUAACGAGCGCCAGCUAGCUAGCAUUAAUUAGAGCUAGCUAGCUAUAACGAUAACUAGCGCUAGCUAGCUACCGAUAACUAGCGCUAGCGAUAACUAUAGAUAGAUAGUGAAGACAUUAAUGCUCUACAUGAAAGUUUGCUUCUGUGUGGGAGUAUUUAUUGAGGAAAUAAACUAAUGUAGAUAUCAAGUAUUUCUGAAUUACUAUGAAUACAUCUUUCUGUAGAUAGCCUACAGAUGUUGUAUUCAUUCUAAACCACAUACAUAUUUGAAAUAUAGAUUUUUAAUCUUUGAUAUAUUCAGGGAGCUCAUAGUAAAACUCAUUCUCCAUCAGCAGUGGCAUCCGUCGUUCCCCAUCAUGUCAUAGCACAAGCAAUGCUGUAUGCUUUCAGCCAAUCUUACAGCAAGAACAUGAACAGGAGUCAGGUAAUAACUUUAUAGCCAUGAAAAAAGCCACAUUCAGAGCGAAAAGCAGCAACUCCAGCCCCCUUCACUCUCCACAAAAGUACAGAAGAAAAUGGGAAAAAAA